AUGAGGCUGAAGGUGGGCUUCAUUCUACGGGCUCUACUGUUCGUGGGUACGUUCCUGGGUCUUGUGCUCCUCUGGUCUUCUCUGUUUCCAAAAGCCAACGAGGACAGCCCCUUUGGAAAACGGGUGAGUUAACCACAGCUAACUAGCAAGGCUUAACUGUUAAUAUAGGUAAUACACAGCACUGAAUCAACGGGUCAGUCAGAGUGCGGUGUGUAUUUAGAGGUUAUGAUGUCAUGAGUUACAGGUGUACAGGUGUGUGUUUGAUGAUGGUCAUGAAAAUCAGGGUUAGCUAGCUGUUAGCUUCACACUGGUUGUCAUGGAGAUUGACUCUUAGCUAGCUCCUGAUGCCGACGAGCUGCUCUGUCGUGUUUAAAUGGAAUUAAUAACACACCGUUAUAAACCUUUUCUUUAACUUCGGGUUGAUUUUGUUACUUAUAAACCACACAUCUUUAUACCAGGAUACACAUCCGCAUACGUCUGCAUGCGGCCGUCACACGUCACCCAGGAAGCGCGAUGAGAGUCGACAGGUGGUACAAUAUGCAGAUGAUUGAGUGACAGCUCACCAUCUCAGUAAAAAGACACACUUUUAAUAAGAACCUAUUAACCCGAGAACGCUAUCGCUAAAAUUAGUAACACCAUCACUAUCGACGGGGGAUUUUUACCCGAAAUAAUAUACCUAAGAAAAAGUAGUCAUCUAAAUAGCACAAUACAUGACAAAUUAAAGUAGUUUUCUUUUAUUAUUAACUGUGCAAUGUCCAAAGAGAGGGACAAAAGUGACAUGAGGGGACCAUAUAAAAAUGCAACAAAACAACUGAAAGUAGAAAUUCAUGAACAAAGGAUUCCUCAAAAAAAAAAUGUAUAUCUAUAUGUGUAAAUAGGUAUAUAUCUAUGUGUGUGUAUAUAUGUAUAUAUGUGUGUGUGUAUAUAUAUAUAUAUGUGUGUGUGUGUGUGUGUAUGUAUAUGUGUGAAUAUGAGUGUGUGUAUAUAUGUGUAUGUGUGUUUGUAUAUAUGUAUAUGUGUCUGUGUGUGUGUAUGUAUAUAUAUGUGUGUGUGUGUGCAUAUAUGUGUGUGUGUGUGUGUGUGUAUAUAUACGUGUGUGUGUAUAUAUAUAUAUAUAUAUAUAUAUAUGUAUGUAUAUGUAUAUCACCAUAUGUAUUUCCUUAAGAUCACUACUUAGUGAUCACCACGGAGGAAGAGGAAGGCUCCUGUUUACCUUCGUCAUAACUAGAGAAAACCUGCUCCACCAGUUUGACUUUUAAUUACUGCAGAUGAAUCCCUUCAGAUGUUAUUCUGUUUGCCAUAUACACUUUAUGAACAUACCUCAGGCUUGAAGCAUUUUAUAGAUUUAAAUCACAACAGAUUGUUAUUGAUGUGUUUAAACUGAGGUCUGAUUGUUAAAGGGAUAUUCUGGUGUAAAAUUAAGUUAGGGUCAAACACACCGUAACACAGAAUAAGACACGCUGUCGAGAGAUGAAUGUUGCUGACCGCUUGCUUUUUUAGUUAUACCAACUUUAGUAACGACCGAAGAUAACAAUACAGAGAGCCACACGCUCAACCAAAAAGCCACUCUAUAACCACAAAUAAUGCUCAGAACAGCACCUAACUUUAUCAACAGUAUAUAUAGAGUCCCAGCCAUAGUACUAGACACCAAACAUCUUUUUAGCUUUGCUUAAUUUCUUUAGCAAAGAGACCAAAUGCAACUCACCUACUCUCUUCCAGCAGCCGCUCGUUUGUUGCGAGACCCCAGGCCAGUCCAUUAUGGACUGCUGCAGGGUGAUGCAGCUCAAGGAAGAACAUUUAUGAUCAUUACUUUAUCAUAUCCUUGAAGUAAUAAUCACCAUAUUAAUCAUUUUGCACUGCAGAUGCAGUAGUUCUUCUGCCUUAGCAUCUAGGUCUGAUUGCAUUUCCAUGAAGAAAUGAUCAGGCCCUCAGGCAGCACUGAAAAACAGACCGGAUUCUGGAGUGGAAAUCACUACAUGGUCUCAUUAUCACCUCCAAAAACCAUUGUCUGUGAACGCAGUUCAUCACUGCAUCCACAAAUGAGAUUAAAACUGAAGCAUGCAAAGAGGAAAACAGAUAGAAACAUGAUCCAGAAUCAAAUUGGACUUUUUUUGUCUUUGAAAUCAUUGACACCACAUACUACAUACAACAGUACAUGCUGCCAUCCAGACAAUGACUUUUUCAGGGAAGAUCUUUAUAUAUCAGCAAGACAAUGACCAACCACAUUCUGCAGGGAUUACAACAGUAUGGCUCUGUAGUAGAAGAGUCCUGCUAAUAAACUGGUCUGCCUGCAGUGUUGACUUGUCAACAAUUAAAAUCAUCUGGAGCAUCAUGACACCAAAAAUAGGACAAAGGAGACCCUGAACUGAAAAUCCUCUAUUAGGCAAAAAUGGGGCAACAUUUGACUUUGACUAGAAACUGGUCCCCAGGGUUCACUAACGUUUACAGAGAGUAAUUAAAAGAAGAGCUGAUGACAGAAAAUGAGAAACAUCACCCCAGAACUACUUUAUAGAAACAGGUUGUUGGUUUAUCCCUCUGCUCUUUCCUCCCUCUCGUUUCUCAGGAGGAUGCUGCCCUGCCCAGAGUUGACCCUGCAGACCACUUUAAGCCUGUGGUGCCUUGGCCUCAUGUGGAAGGGGUGGAGGUUGACCUGCACUCCAUCAGACUCAAACGUGGUAAGACCCCAUCGUGAGCAUCCUUUAUGAACCCACUAAGCUCUGACACGAACUGUAGACACUUUAAAAUCUUGAUCCAAAAUCUUGGUUUUGGUUUUAUCUCUCCAACAGACCCUGAAAACCCCCCAAAACCAGAUCAACAGCCCAACCAGAAGCAGGUGAUCCAGCAGCAGUAUGUGACGUUCAAGCCCCACACUCAUGCCUACACAGACCCAGUGCUGAAAAAAGGUAUCCUGGGAAACUUUGAGCCCAAGCAACCGGAGCCUCCUGGGGUCGCUGGUGGUCCUGGAGAGGAAGCCAAACCUUUUGUACUGGGUCCAGAGUACAAAGAUGCUGUGCAGGCCUCCAUUAAAGAGUUUGGCUUCAACAUGGUGGCCAGUGACAUGAUUUCUCUGGACAGAAGCAUCAGUGACAUCCGCCACGAAGAGUGAGUCAAACCGUUGACACUGUAAAUGCAUCGCUUUGCUGAGUUUUAACUGCAGUCAGGGUUUACUCAAUGAAUAGACAUCUGCAUAAAGGUCAGCUCACAAUCUGGAUGUAAGUCCACAUUUCACAGGACCAGUGUUGAGUGUGUUCCGUCAGCGUUGCAUUCCCUCUCUGAUCAAUGCAGCAUAUUCCACAGGAAAUGUCUCUGCUCCGUCCCAGUGGCAUGAUGAUGCGCUUCUCUGCUAAAGAUAUGUGCAGUCUAUUUUUCCAACAUGCAUCAAUCUACACAGAGAAAAUCGUUCUAGACAGGAUGUUGAGCACGGAAAACGCACAUGUCAUCUGGUCAAUUUCAAAAUAGAACACUGCGUGUGGACUCCCAACUGUUUAUCAGUUUGAGUAGAUGAGAAAUACUUCCUGGUUAUGGAUUUAUCAGUAACACAGAGCAAUCCAAUGGUCAAUCCCUGAUCCAUGUGGACCCCAACGGAACUUUUAACUGCUGACUCUGUCUGAAGGUAACAGCACAGCAUAAAGGAACAUAGUUUACUUUAUUAAACACGAGUAAACCUGCAAAAACGUCAAGUCCCGUUGCUUUUUCACAGACCACAGAAAGGCAAAGCAACCUGUUGUAUGCAUAUUUUCUAUAUACUGAGUCCAGCUGACCAGGGCUUUGCUUUACCGUUGCCACGCUCCAAACAUGCAUCCUGUGGGCUAUGACGAGCACUGCCUGUGGGUUAUUGACUUAAGAAUCACCACAACCAGAUAAACAUGAAGCCAGAAUAAUGACUCUGAACUACAGAGAUUUUAUCCUACAGGAAAACUUAGACGUACCUCAAAUGAAUGAAUGGGCACACCUUUAGAUAAUGCAAUUAACCAGAAAAUGUGAGCAUAUAUUCUGCAGACAGAACUGGAGGGCUUUAUUUAUUUUAUUUUCUCACCAAAUUCAUGGUCACUUUUUUAGUUUUUAAGGAAGACAUUGAACCAUAUUAUUCAAACCCAAGUUAUGAAGAGGUUUACUCAUAUUAAGGAGGAUUUAUUCUCUCUCUCUCUCUCUCUCUCUCUCUCUCUCUCUCUCUCUCUCUCUCUCUCUCUCACACACACACACAUACACACAUAUUGCAUGAGCAACAAAGCAGAGUGGAUGAUCAUCAUCAGAUUGGAGUAAUGACGAGAUAUAAAACUUUUCUUUGAUUAUCUUUAAUCUGGUGUCUCUGGUGGGUCGGUUCUGUGGUUACGCUUUGAGUUAAGAUAACUGCACAGCAGCCUUUAAUUUGUGAAAAAAAGAGAUAAAUGGGCAUCCUUAUUUACACACAAAUUCAUUUAAUGUCUCCUAACUGCACCGAAUUAAUAAAACACUCAUUCAUAGCAUGUGGGGGCAUUCAUCAUGCAUUAAUUCAGAGUGUGCACUGAGAUAGAGGCCAGAUUACUCAGUGUAUGGAGUGACAAACAAAGCAUGAAAAACAGAUGGACAGACAGAUUAGAGUAAUAUCUGCACAUCACCUGGUCCUGGUUACUCUUUGUAGCUGUGUAUUAGCUGUGCUAUAAUGUAGGAUACAAAUUACAUGUUAAAUCAUUAGUGGAAAGGGGUUUGUAGACUGAUUUCUUUUCACUGUUGAAAUGCAGCACAGAGAUGUAAGGUCCAUCUUUACUGUACUUAACUGUAAAAUUCUGUUGUUUCUAAGAUAACAUCAAAACAUGAACAUUGAACAUUGAAACUGGGGUCUCAGGAUUGUUUUAGUUCUUAUUUUACUCUUUUUAUCACAGUAUUUCUUAUUGCAUUUUUGCAGGGGAACGUUUGGGCCAUAUGCUGCUGUGAAUGUCUGGUAUUUGUCUGUUCCUUGAUCGCUUACCAACAAGGCGGGUUACUGUGAAGUGAAUUGCCCUUCGGGGAUUAAUAAAGUAGUCUGAAUCUGAAUCUGAAUCUAAAUCUGAAUCCAGAUAUGAACAUAGAGAAUAUUUGGAAAAAGGCCUGAUCCUCUUUUACAAAAGAGUUUUGUUUGAUUGGAUGGUGGUUUCUGAAGAGACUCUCUCCACACCCUCUGCAAAUACACGAUAGUGUGUCAAAGUUAAAUCAACAAACCACCUCACAAUAAUCCACCACAAAGUAAUCCUCAAAGAGCAAACAUGCAUUCGUAUCGCAGAGAAAGACAUCCUGGACUCCAGGGUGGAGCCAUACUUAUCAGCUAUGACGACUCUGUCUGUAUAAAUAUGUGGGUUAGAGAGAAUAACACCUGUCUGAAUGUGACUGACCUGCUGUGUCUUACCUGUCCAGGUGUAAGUACUGGGAGUAUGACGACAGGCUGCUGACCUCCAGCGUGGUGAUUGUGUUCCAUAAUGAAGGCUGGUCUACACUGAUGAGGACAGUCCACAGUGUGAUCAAGAGAACCCCCAGGAGGUACCUGGCUGAGAUCGUCUUGAUUGAUGACUUCAGCAACAAAGGUCAGAGGUCACUCCUAAAAUACAACAAAUGAAACCCUGGUUCCAAAAAAUUUUAGAUGCUGUGUUAAUUAAUGAAUGGAAAUUAAUAUCUAUCCAGUCUUGGUUUUGGUCCUCUAGAUCUUUAUAAAUGAUAAUAUGUACUGUAGAUGAUCAAAUCCACUGAUUCUUUCACAUUUGACACUCAGGAACAUUAUUCUGAAACUGUUAAACUAUUAGUUCCAGUGUUGUUUUCGUUGACGAUGACGUUGACAAAAAUAUUUCAUCAACGUCAUCGUCAACAAAAAAAAACACUGCAGAAUAUACUGUAUGUUUAGCGUUUAACUGACGAAAUGCUCAUGAAUUUUGCAACUCUGUUCGCCGUCCACCACUAACGUUUUCAUCUAGUCUCAUCUCGUCGAUGUAAACACACAUUCGUCUUGUCACAUCUUAGUCAUCUAAGACUUAUGUUUAGCUUGUCAACAUCAUGUCUUUGUCGUGGAAAAAAGGGGCGUUGAUGAAAUAUUUUGGUCAACAAAAACAACACUGAUUAGUUCACAGUCUCACAGAGUGGUAAACCUCUUCCCGUCUUUCCUUCUGAGAGACUCAGCCUCUCUGAAUGUCCUUUUUAUACCCAGACGUGUUACUAACCUGAUAGAAAUUAACCUCAAUAGCUGUAAAUGUUCUUCCAGCUUUUUUUUUUUUUUUUUUAGAAUUACACAACUUUUUACUUGUUUGGUUGUUUUUUCAAAAAACUUUUUCCAGUCAUGUUACUGACAUCAAAUUUAGAAUGAACAGAUUUUUUUUCAUAAAAAAAUGUUUCAAUUUUAACAUCUGAUAUGUCGUCCUUGCACUAUUUUCAAUUUAAUAUAGACUAAAUGAUUUAAAACCAUCAAAUUCCAAUUUUUGUCAACAGUUUUAAUGCAGUGUCACACUAACAUCUGACUUAGCCAGCAGAGGACCAACUGCUAAUAAUGACUAAUUUAUUCUUGUACAAUAUGAAGCUUACAUGAAUAUUGCGUGUGUGUGCAGUCCACUUGAAGGAGCGUCUGGAGGACUACAUCAAACAGUGGAACGGUCUGGUGAAACUGUUCAGGAAUGAGAAGAGAGAAGGACUGAUCCAGGCCAGGAGCAUCGGUGCCCAGAAGGCCACUAAAGGGCAGGUAACCAAUCAUGUCACUGACACACACCUGGAUCUUUCAUGUCACUGAUGGGAAACACUGUCACUAUACACCAGUGACCCUGAUUGAACCCAAGUGACAUAAAAGAUGGGCAAGAUGAGGUACAGUUUGUUGCCCUGACCUCAAACCUAAGUUUACUAGUCAACCUUAACUCUAGAUUUUACACUGUAACAGACACCAUCACACUCAGGACACAUGCAUCAGCUGUUUGUGUUUUGUUGUUCUCAAGGUGUUGAUCUAUCUGGAUGCUCAUUGUGAGGUUGGAACCAACUGGUACCCUCCUCUGGUUGCUCCCAUAUCAAAAGACAGGUAACACACACACACACACACACACACACACACACACACACACACACACACACACACACACACACACACACACACACACACACACAGUGUAAAUCCUCAAAUAUAGGCCAGGGUUUAACUUGUUUUUACUGCCGCAGGUACCAGGCCUUUAUAUGAGGCAGGUUUUAUUAGAGGCCUGCCCUUAUGUCAAAUUCUCCCAGUGUGUGGGAAUUAUAACUUCAUAUUUUAUACAGAGUGAGGGUCUGAUCCACUAAAAAAAAAUGUAACCCUAGAAGCCCCUCAAAGUCAGAAGACCCAAUUAAUACAUCACAAAGGGCUUAGUUUAAACCUCCAAUCCUCACCCAACCAAGGACCCAGUUUGAACUGUUCGCUAUGGUUGUGAUUUAACCCCACAGAGAGUCUAGUUUAAACAUUGCACUAUGGUUCCUGUUAAAAUCCAGCAAAACUCAAAUGUAACCCUACAAAGCCCCCAGCAAUAACCCCCCAUCGUAGGCCUUUCUAAUGUCCACCCAAGGCCCAAUUUGAACCCCCCAGAGGGUCCAAUUGAAACACGAGAAGGCCCAGUUUAAACCCCAUCGAGAGACAAGUUAAAACCCUUGUAAGAUACCAAUCUUACAUCCCUCACUAUAAGCCCAGUUACCUCCCUCUCCCCCCUCCUCUUAAAGGGUCCAGUUCAAACAACAAAAAGGAACCAGUCUAGACCACCCACUAUGGGUUUAAAUCCCUCAUAAUGGGUCCCAGUGAAACCCACAGGUAGCCCAAUCUUCAGUCUCUAUGAUAUCCCAGUUUACACCCCACCUAAGACCCAGUCUAAACCCCUAAAGGUACUAGUUUUAACCUUACAGGAGGCCUUGUUUAAACCCCAGAGAAAGCCAAGUCUUAACCGCCUUCGAUGGCUCAGUUCAUGAUUUGCAGUCUUAAAGUGAUGAUGACUGUCUGGCAGAGACACAGAUGGAUAACUGUGUGUUUGUGUCUGUGAGUUUGUUUCUCUACAUUUUUGGGGUUGUUGCCUGUGUUUGUGUGUACAGGACAGUGUGCACAGUGCCUCUCAUAGACUAUAUAGAUGGUAAUGAGUACAGCAUGGAGCCCCAGCAGGGUGGAGAUGAAGACGGGCUGGCUCGUGGAGCAUGGGACUGGAGUCUGCUGUGGAAGAGAGUCCCACUCAGCCACAGAGAGAAGGCCAAGAGAAAACACACCACCCAGCCCUACCGGUACCCGUAGAACAGAGAGCUGACAGCAUGCUAACACUCAUCCCUCUUCUUUUUGUGUCUCCAUCUCCACCCCUCUGUCCACCCACCCCAUGUCUCUGUGCUUUCACUGGCACUGCUGUCUGUGGCUGCCUGUGUCUGUCCUGCAUUUACACCACCCCCACACCCUCCACCCCCAUGUAUUCUGUUUGUACGGCCCCUCCCUACUUUGUCAGAACGGUGUGUACAGUGCCUCUGAUUGAUUCCAUCGAUGGCCAGAAAUAUACCAUCGUCCCCCAGGGUGGAGGAGACGACGACAACUUCGCUAGAGGUGCCUGGGACUGGAGCAUGCUCUGGAAAAGAGUCCCUCUGGGAGAGAGGGAAAAAAGACAGAGACAGACUCGCACUGAGCCAUAUAGGUACACAAAACAACACUCCCCUGACCGCUGUGGGUGGGGUCAACACAGAGAGUAAGGUGUUGGUAUUUAAUGUUUCUCCUGACAUUUUCACUUUACUAUGGUGUCGGAAUUAAACAAAACUUAACUGAUCCACAUGGACAGUGUCAGUGUAAAUGUAAAAUGUAAGGUGACAGUUUGUUAUUGUAAAGUUACAGUUCUUUAAUGGAAAACUACAGUUCUAUGAUUUAAAGUUGCAGUUCGACUAUGUAAAGUUACAGUUCUACUGUAUAAAGCCACAGUUUUCCCAUAAAUAGUUACAGUUCUAAAAUGUAAAGUUACAGUUCUACCACAAACAGUUACAGUUGAUGUUAAGUUACAGUUCUAAAAUGUAAAGUUACAGUUCUACCAUAAACAGUUACAGUUGAUGUAAAGUUACAGUUCUAAUAUGUAAAGUUACAGUUCUACCAUAAACAGUUACAGUUGAUGUAAAGUUACAGUUCUAAAAUGUGAAGUUACAGUUCUACCAUAAACAUUUACAGUUGAUGUAAAGUUACAGUUCUAAAAUGUAAAGUUACAGUUCUACCAUAAACAGUUACAGUUCAUGUAUAGUUACAGUUCUAAAAUGAAAAGUUACAGUUCUUAAAUGAAAAAUUACAGUUCAACGAUGUAAAGUUACAGUUCUACUAUAUAAAGCCACAGUUUUCUCAUAAAUAGUUACAGUACUAAAAUGUAAACUUACAGUUCUACCAUAAACAGUUACAGUUAAUGUAAAGUUGCAGUUCUAAAGUGUAAAGUUACAGUUUUACCAUAAACAGUUACAGUUGAUGUAAAGUUACAGUACUAAAAUGGAAAGUUACAGUUCUACCAUAAACAGUUACAGUUGAUGUCAAGUUACAGUUUUAAAAUUUAAAGUUACAGUUCUACCUUAAACAGUUACAGUUGAUCUAAAGUUACAGUUCUAAAAUGUAAAGUUACAGUUCUACCAUAAACAGUUACAGUUGAUGUAAAGUUACAGUUCUAAAAUGUAAAGUUACAGUUCUACCAUAAAUAGUUACAGUUGAUGUAAAGUUACAGUUCUUAAAUGUAAAGUUACAGUUUUACCAUAAACAGUUACAGUUGAUGUAAAGUUACAGUUCUAAAAUGAAAAGUUACAGUUCUUGAAAGUUACAGGGCUGCAGUGCAGUUAAGUGUCCACUUAAAGCCCUAUAGAGUCAUACUAUAAAACAUUUUUGCAAAGCAACAGUCUUUUACUGCUAGUUUACAGUGUCAUGGUGUAAUUGUACUUCAGUGUAUAGUGACGCUGUUGUAUUUUUCAUACUGUAUAAAUAGUGCAGAGAUGUGACAGUUGUGUAUUGAAAUUAUUUUCAGUCUUUUCGGAAGUUUACUUACACAAUUUCAUGUAAUUAAGGUUUAUUAAGAGCGCAGUGCUGUUAUUUGAAAGGUCAGUGUUUGUAUUAUUUAAUAAGAUGAUAUCGAUGUAUAGUAAAGUGAAAUUUUAGAGAGAGCAAUGCCAGUUGAUAAAAAGUGCAGUAUUUACAGCAUCCUGGCAGUGUAGUGUCAGGUUUAUAGAUUACAGAGACAGUAAAUGUCCGAUACAAUCACACUGUGUGGAAAGAAAAGACACUGUUUGGUGAAUAUAGUGACAGUUAAUAAUAAUGUAGAGAUAGUGUUGAAAAUUCAGCGUGUUCUUUGGAUGACAGUAUUUUGAGUAUAGAGGCAGUUUGAUAGAAGGUUUCAGACAGAGCAGUAGAUUGAGGAAGGACUUUGGUAUAUAUGCAGCAUCUCAGUCUGGUGUGACGAUAUUUCAUGUUAAUGUAAGUGUUACUGUAGUUAUGAUAAAUGUCAGGUUCAUGUCUGAGUCAGGCUGUGCUAACAUACUAAACAGUCUGCUGUGCUCUGAGCUUUCUGCUGCUGAGAGCUGACUACCUGUGGAUGAACUUGUUUCUGUCUCUGGUUGUGGUCUAACAGGCUGUUGGUGUCAGGUCUGUGUUGUCGGGAUAACCUCUCUUGUGCCGUCUCAGUCGACUCUGUGCUAUGUUUGGUGUCACUAACAGGAACUGUGGGGUUUUCAAACAGUAUCAGUCAUCACUAAGGGCAGACUGGGUCCUAGUCCUGGUCUGACUCCGGUUGGCUUCUGUGUGGACGUACACUGGGAGCUUGUGGUGUGACUGGGUGUGAACCUGGGCACCAUCACCACCCCCUCUUCCCCUUUAACUUCUUAUUUCAUUGUCUCAGUGUGUGUCAGUUUGUUUCUCUCAUAGCUGUGUUUUCACUAACCCGAGCUUGCACUGUCUGUCUUUCUGUCUUUCUGUCUGGUCUGUGUGCUUUCUUUUGUUGAUAAUUAAUUACCAUUAUCCUGUCAAUCAGCCUGUUUAUGACGUGUUGAUGUGAUUCGUUGACAGAUUACCAGAUAUGCUGUGUUUACUCCUGUGUGCGUAUGCAUGCAUGUGUGUGUGUGUGUUUGUGCGCCUGCAGGUCUCCGGCCAUGGCAGGGGGUCUGUUUGCUAUAGAAAGAGACUUCUUCUUUGAGUUGGGUCUAUAUGAUCCAGGACUGCAGAUCUGGGGAGGAGAAAACUUUGAAAUAUCCUACAAGGUACACACAGAGUACUGCACUAUUACUAUACUUUGAUAGUUAAAGGUUUCAGAGUAUUACUCUCAUAAUAUUAUUUAAUCUGUGUGUAGAUCUGGCAGUGUGGUGGUCAGCUGCUCUUCGUGCCGUGCUCUAGGGUGGGUCACAUCUACAGGCUGCAGGGCUGGCAGGGCAAUCCUCCUCCUGCACAUGUGGGAUCCUCCCCCACCCUAAAGGUAGAGCUACACACACUUGCACACAUCUGCAGAGGGAAGUAAAGAUUAGCAGGAAAAUGAAAGGAUGACCAAUGCAAAAACAUCUUCUGUAUUAUUUUAUACAUUGUAAAAAUGCAUUUGGUGGACUGUUCUACAGAUUCAUGUGUAGACUGCACAGCAUUAAAAAAAAUAUACAAAUACUGAAAGAUGUAAAUCAUUGGUUUACUGAUCCUUAGGAGUAACUCAUGGUAAUGAUUUUCCUGAGGGCAAAGGGCAGCAAACAUCUGGCACUGCUCUGUUUCUAUUGUGCAUGAAGGCGUGAGAGGUCACCGUCUACGUCCACUAGGUGGCACUAGAGUCGAGUAAAAUAAUAAUGCAGGAUGACUUACAUUUUACUUAAUACUCUGUACCUCUACAUGGAGCUGUGACCCUGAAUAUUUGCACUUAUAUAUAUAAGUGUCCAGGAUAAGAGUGCUGUGGUAUUUAUGCAACAUAACGAUUCACAGAACUGAUCGUCUCAGUUUAGGAGACACAUGUAAAUAAAAAGUGGUUCUUUAGUGUGAACACAUGAUCUGUAGAUCUUUCUGCCCUUAUGUGAAGUCAGAGUGUGAGAGGAUUUGUAUGGGGGGCACUUCCCCCCCUGUGGCCCCUUCCCUGUUUAUCAUUCACUUCUCUAUCUCUUGUUCCCGGCUCUAUCCACUGUCCUUUCCUCUGUCAAUAAAGACCAGAAAGACCCCAAAGGAAUUGUACAAAGUAAAUUUACUCAGCUUUUAUUUGCAUAUGUAGGUGAAUAAUCGUUGGGCAUAUUUAUCCACUCAGAAAUGAGGUUCAUUUGGCACCUCAGUUUUAUAAGCUCAAAGGCUCUUUCUGCACUGUUGGCUCUGAAAGUAGCAUUAAAAAAAGUAAAAGGAUUAUAGAUGAGGUGAUCAGAAUGUUUAAAACUAUGUUUAUAAUCCUGCAUGUUUGUUUGAUCAGAACUAUGUGCGAGUGGUGGAGGUGUGGUGGGACGAAUACAAGGACUAUUUCUACGCCAGUCGUCCUGAGACUCUCACACUGGCCUAUGGAGACAUCAGUGAGCUCAAACGCUUCAGGUAACACACAGUCAUUGAUUCUAGACAGAUUUAUUCUGUAUUCUGUCUGAGUCACACUUUUGAACACCUUUGAAAACCUGAGGACCCUCCCUGAAGAGUCACUGUGUUCAGAUUAUCUCAGACUAACAGACUGCGUGAUGGUAGUUCAGCUACAACACUCCAUGUAGAUCAUUGAGUCCAGAUCCUGUCAGUGUCUGAUAAUUCAGCUGUACAGGGCUGUGUUGACUUUUUGGGCUAGCAGCACCUAUUUUCUAUUCAAACUGAAUGCAGCUCAACAUUCUUGUACUCGAUGUCUUCGGUGCAAGACUCUGAUGCUGGUUUAGCGGGUCAGCUGUUUGUAUUAAACCUGUCGGUUUCUCUGUCUGCAGGGAGGAGCAUCGCUGCAAGAGCUUCAAGUGGUUCAUGGAGGAGAUUGCUUAUGACAUCCCUGCGCACUAUCCUCUUCCUCCUAAGAAUGUGGAGUGGGGGGAGGUAGGGGCACACACAGACACACACACAUACCGUCUCUGUCUCUCAGUGUUUGUCGUCAUGCUGUGUCCUUAUUCAUGCCGUGUGAUACUGUGACUCCACAGAUCCGAGGCUAUGAGACCAGUUACUGUAUCGACAGUAUGGGACACACUAAUGGGGGAACUGUGGAGAUUGGACCCUGCCACAGGAUGGGGGGCAACCAGGUACUGACCCACAGGGAGCUGCUGGUCUGCUUUCGACCAGAGAGCACUUAUAGUUGACUUAUAUGCUUGAUGGUAUGCCAUAAAAUUAGAUUGCAGUGUCUUUCAAGAUUGUGGCGGUAUCACAGUUUAACACAGUUUUUUGAAUAUUUUUACCAUUGUUCAACUACUCCCAUAUUUUACUCAGUGAUGUAAACAAACACUUUUUCCCACAAAAAAAUAGAUUUAAAGUACAAAUUAUAUGUUUUGCAAAUAUUUUGUCUCACAAUUGGUUGUGUUGCACUAUAUUUCUCACCACUAAAUAAAAUACGGUAUGAAAAUGUGUUGAUAUUUGACAAUUAUUGUAACCAUGAGUAAGGUGGGCGUGCACCUCAUAAGGGAGGCUGCUAAGCCACUUAAACUGACCAGACUAGUGUUUUGUACAUAGAUGGAAAUGUACUCUGUUUGUCAAAUGCCUGAUGUACCGUCCUCACUUUAAGUGUGUGUGUGUGUGUGUGUGUGUGUGUGUGUGUGUGUGUGUGUGUGUGUGUGUGUGUGUGUGUGUGUGUGUGUGUGUGUGUGUGUGUGUGUGUGUGUGUGUGUGUGUAAAAAGUUGUUCCGUAUCAAUGAAGCUAACCAGCUGAUGCAGUAUGAUCAGUGUCUGGCCAAAGGAGCGGAUAACUCAGUGAUCAUCACACACUGUGACCAGAAGCAACACACUGAUUGGAAGUACUUUAAGGUAUGUGACACGCACACACACACACACACACACAUUGAUUUCUUAACAGUAACUGUAUGUUUUUGUCUGUGUGUUCAGGAUCUGCAUCGGUUCACUCAUGUGCCAACAGGUAAAUAUUAAAUGUUAACCCCCGUUUCUGUUGUCAUUUUCCUCCUCCUCUGUCUGUGGUUGUGUUGAGAUGUGGCUGAACGGUAUCUUAGCUAAGAGUAUCUAAGAGUUUUAAUGCCAUGAAGGUUUUUGUGUCUCUGUGAUGAUGGCACCAUGAAACAAAGUAACCAAGACACUGCCGAAUAUCUCUGUAGUUUUAACAAUAUGUAGAAUUGAUGCUUUGGAGUUGAACUUCUGUACGCCUCUAUGGAAGUUGCUGACUGUUUAGUCAUGUUGCUGUGUAUUACUGUUGCUUUGUAGUUGUGUCGCACUGAGAUAAUGUAACCAGCUGUCCAGCAGUGUUGCUGCAUGUUGCUCUGCAUAUUUGUAGUAAUGUAGUUGUGGAGUUGAUGCAUGUAUGAUCUUGUUAUGAUGCUCUUUAACUGUGGAGCUUAGAGGCUGUGUGUGUACUUUGGAAAAUGGAAAAGUACUUUUGGAUCUGUUGUUUUGCCUUUUUGUAGGAAUGUGUUGGUGUGUAUCUUUGCAUUAAUAUUGUUGUGUAUCAUAAUGAUGUUGCUUUGUAUGAAAACAUAGCUGUGUAACUUUGUAAUAUUGUAUAUGUGAAUAUUUGUAGUAAUUUACUUGUGUAUCUUUGUAGUAAUGUGUCUAUGUAUCUUUGUAUUAUUGUAUGUGUGUAUCUUUGUGGUAUCAUAGCUGUGUGUUGUCUCUUUGUCUCAGGAAAGUGUCUGGACCGCUCUGACCUGCUCCACACAGUGUCCAUCUCAGAUUGUGACACCAGUAAAACCAGUCAGAAGUGGGAGAUGAACAACAUCGUGGCUGUGUGA
Xyrichtys novacula (pearly razorfish) is the source of this 14781-nucleotide messenger RNA. The record is from the annotation of a GenBank genome assembly. Lineage: Eukaryota; Metazoa; Chordata; Actinopteri; Labriformes; Labridae.